AUGGAAGCGGAGCAGAUCUUAGUUGACAGUGAAAUUAUUGACAAGUUGUCAUCUUUGAGGCCUCAACAGCCUCGUAUUGUGCCCAUGGGACCUCACAUAUCACAUGUUUAUGACUCCCGUCAUUCGGUGAGCAAUUCUGCAAGGCGCCUUGAGGUUCUGCGCAACUGUAUCAACUGCAUAUUUGAGAACAAAAUUAGUGAUGCUCGUAAGACUUUUCCAGCAGUUCUACGUGCUUUGAAGUCUAGAGCUGCCCGAUUAGCUCUUUGCACUGAGUUAGCUCAGCAUGUUUUAGGUAAUAAGGCUAUGUUGGAGCAUCAGCAGUUUGACUUGGUUGUACGACUUAUGAAUUGUGCUCUGCAGGUAAGAAUAAAGAAUUUGUGA
This is a messenger RNA of Gryllus bimaculatus (two-spotted cricket), 381 nucleotides long. The record is from the annotation of a GenBank genome assembly. Lineage: Eukaryota; Metazoa; Arthropoda; Insecta; Orthoptera; Gryllidae.